Messenger RNA from Dacryopinax primogenitus, 1895 nucleotides. RefSeq lists its product as uncharacterized. NCBI's taxonomy places the organism in Eukaryota, Fungi, Basidiomycota, Dacrymycetes, Dacrymycetales, Dacrymycetaceae. The transcript is spliced from 7 exons. The coding region runs from base 1379 to 1705 and encodes 108 amino acids. The record is from RefSeq and is a predicted model, not a curated record.
GAGAAAGUCCGCUGGCAAGAAAUGAGCCGGGAGGGGUCAUCCGGGAGAGAAGUACGCAUGUAGAAGAGCCCGACGAUCUCAAUCCCACCGCUGGUAAAAAAAAUGCAUUGUCUGGUGUGGGUGAUAGCGGGAUGCAUGCCGGAAUAGAUGCGCAGUGAGGUUUUGUUUUGUGAACACCUAUUCGCAGGUCUCAAAAUCCUCCAACCUGGCGCUAGCAAGCAGCCGGCGGUGGAAGUCCAGCUGGCAUCACCGGUUGUGGGUGUAGCCGUGGAAAGCGCCCACAAAGAAUUGCAUACUGCCUUGCUGGACUUUCGUGCCGAUAGAGCUACGGCGCACUGUCACGGAGUUGGUGCAGCCGAUAUCAUACCCAAAGGCCAGGCCAGGCCCAAAAGUGUCAAGGCACCGAUCCAGGACUGCAAGCGAGUAUUUGGAUAGCUCGCCGCUCCUGAUCAUGUCGACAGACCAGAGGAUGAAGGCGUGCCGACACACUGCCAGGAAAUGGCCGGUUUCUUCAAACGCCUGCCGGAAUGUGCCAGCAUCAUCUCUGGCUUGAGCCGCCUUCCACUUGCUUGCACAUUGGGCCAGCUGUUCAUCUGCCGGUUGGCCCGGCAACCUGUCGCUGGCACCGUCAUCUGCUUGCUUGUCAUGUAGACCGGAUGUUGGAUCGGCGAGUCCAGCCGCCCUUCUCGAGCCGGCAUCGCGGGGGUAGGCAUUCACGAUUUGCGGCGGGAUAAUAUAGUCGGUCUCGAAUGUCCGUUCAUCUUGAUGGCCAGCACUCCGGAAUUGUUUCGACGAGUUAUUGCCAUCCCCGCAAAAAAGCAUGCUGUGCGGGAGUGGGUCCUCACCGUCCAGCUUGUACUGGCAGGUGGGGCAGGAGUUGCGAGCCCGCCAGUCCGGCUCAUGCUGCCGGAAAGCCUGUGCGAGGAGUCGUUCCACGCUCUGCAGCAGCCGGACGUAAAUGUCAUAGGCCUGUGAGAGCUGCUGGCGAAAACUCCGUAUGUAAACGACCCCAUGCAAAUCACAAAGUGUCCUGGCCCAGCCUUCAUGUGAGAUGUAAGCCCAUAGACAGGCAUGGUGGUACACCUCCAGGACAUCCAAUGACAGGGCCAGGCGCGGUAAUUCUGGGGAGCAGGGCAGAUACCCCGCACAAAUAAUUGCCCGGAUGGGAUGAGACGGCUGGCUUUGACCUGCGCGCGGAAAUGCCCGUAUACCGAUUCCUUGCCAAUCCACGGCCCGAAGGUAGUAGCGGGCUGUUUCCGUGCUCCCCCCCCCCGGCAUCUUCUGCCGGUUUGGGUGUGCUGCUUGCCUCGUGAACCCGGGACUCCUGCCAGUGCAGGAAGUCUCAGACAAGCUCCGGCAACAGGGCAUCCCAAGCAGCAUGCUGCUGAGCCAGCCGCUGUGCGUGCAUUCCACGGCCAGGGAGAUGUCUGGUUCUUAUCCCUCGGAUUUCAUCCCACGCCUCCAGGAUGGGGUUCCUGCCAUCUGGCCCCUCCAUCUCAACAUCUUCCCAAGGCCCGGUCCCGUGCACCCCACCUUUGUGUUCCUGCACCUGCCAUUCCUGCUGGACAAACUGGGCGGCGGCAGCUUCAUGCGGAUCAGCGGCAAAGUGAUCCCAGCAGGCUGCGUUGACUUGCCUUGCACGCUCAUCGAGGCCGGAGAUGUUGUAGAUGCCAUGGUGGCUUGCGGUGUCUGUUUCCGGCUGUGACUCAGCUGCCAGAGCAGCUCGCCACUGUUCCAGCCGUUCAGCAAGGGUGGUGCGCUCCCGGUUCCUGCGAGCAGCCAAGUGAGCCGGCGUAGGGUGCAAAACCGGCGCAAUAAUCAGGCGGACAUGGCGGGAAGUGGAGCCCAUCCGUUUUGAUGGUCCAGGAGGAGAUGCGGUGGCGGACAGAGGUGGC